Molecule: messenger RNA, 823 nt
Organism: Zingiber officinale
Lineage: Eukaryota; Viridiplantae; Streptophyta; Magnoliopsida; Zingiberales; Zingiberaceae
Product: PLASMODESMATA CALLOSE-BINDING PROTEIN 5-like
Exons: 3
Coding region: 107-694 (195 amino acids)
Source: RefSeq, a predicted model, not a curated record
UCGUCGAGAUCUCUCCUCGCCCACGCCCUUUUGUUUGUUCCAAUAAAUCCAAUCCCUCAAUUUGUUGCUCACUCUCCCUUUCUACUAUCGUCUCGCAUCGCAAUCAAUGGGGAACGCAUCGUCCUCCAUCCCGCUUCUUCUUCUUCUUCUUCUUCUUCUUCUUAAUCUGCUGCUGCUUUGGUGUGGACGGUGCAGUGCUCUGCAGCAGGCGGCCGUGUCGAAGGCCGUAGUGGCGACGGGAGGCGAGCUGUGGUGCGUGGCGAAGAACAACGCGGAGGAUGCGGCGUUGCAGUCGGCGAUCGACUGGGCGUGCGGCCCCGGCCGGGCCGACUGCCGCCCGAUCCAGCAGGGCGGCGCCUGCUUCGACCCCGACGACAUCCAGUCGCACGCCUCCUACUCCUUCAACGACUACUACCUCCGCAACGGCCUCUCUGCCUCCGCUUGCAACUUCUCUGGCACCGCCGCCCUCACCUCCCUUAAUCCCAGCCAUGGUAGCUGCGUCUUCCCAUCAAGCUCAUCUUCAACGAAUGGAAGCUUCUCCGGGUCGGCGUCAUCAACCCUGGGGCCAGCGGCGUAUGACAUGAGCGGAGCUCCUCGUCUGCUGCUGAAGACAUUGAGCUUGUGGUCGACAUGCUCGCUGGUGGGGAUGUUGUUGGUUUCAGCUACAACUAAUAGCAAUUUUCCAUCAUCUUGAUUGUGGAAGCCAAUGUAGGCUCACAAUAAUUACAUCGAUAGUUUAGCCUUGAGCAUAUAGGCUCUGGUCCAUUCCAUUAUCUCUGUUGGUUAAGAUCAUUUAGAUUCGAAGAUGGUAACUUCCUAUUCA